CCAGUGUUUUCUUUUCACGAUGUACUCAUCGAAAUAUCCAGCAAAUAGAAUCCAGCUGUCAUCAAAAGAUACGACCUUGAUAAUUAGUCUUUUUAAUGCACCGAAAUAUUUGAAUGAAUACAUUGGUAUCAAUAGUAUUGCAAUCGUUAUAUAAUUUUAUUUCAGUCGCAAAGGCAGUAAAGUUUUCAAAUAAAAUUGUUUCUAAUAUUUAACACACUUUAGCGCAUAGAUCUUGAUAGAUUAUUAAAAACUGUGCAGUAUGUGUAUUAAAUUUAAAAAUGUUACGCAUUGCUUAUUUGAUAUGGAUGGUUUAUUACUAGAUACUGAAGUGGUUUAUGAAGAAAUUGUAAGGCAAAUAGCUGACUCUUUUAACAAGUCUUACCCUCGUGAUGUGCGAGUAAAAAUGCUUGGCUCAACCGAGCAAAAAUCGGCUGCAAUUGCUGUCAUUGAACUAGAAUUGCCCAUAACUGUAGAGGAAUACCUGAAAAUAUUUACAAUUAAAUGUAAAGAAAUGUUGGGAAAUUCUCCGUUAAUGCCAGGUGCUGAGCGAUUGCUGAGGCAUCUCCAUGCUAAUAAGAUCCCCAUAGCAUUGGCUACUAGUUCUGGUGAGCAUAUGGUUGAAAUAAAAGUUACUCAUCAUCGCGACGUGUUUGAACUUUUUCAUCAUCGUGUUUGCGGGUCAACUGACCCAGAAGUUAAAGCAGGCAAACCUUCACCUGACAUAUUUCUUAUAGCUGCUUCUCGGUUCUUGGACAAACCUGACCCAUCAAACUGUCUUGUGUUUGAAGAUGCCCCAAAUGGCGUACAGGCAGCCUUAAGCGCAGGGAUGCAAGUUGUGAUGGUACCAGAUAAACUAGUAACGGAAGAGAUGCGUAAGGGUGCAACUCAAGUGUUAAGGUCUUUAGAGGAUUUUCGUCCCGAAGAUUUUGGCUUGCCACCUUUUCCAACAAUUGGCUAAUUAAUAAGUUUAAUAAGUUAUAGCCAUAAAAUUAUAUUUAUAUUUAAUAGAAGAGCUUAAUAAAAUUCAAAUCAUA
Molecule: messenger RNA, 1034 nt
Organism: Bactrocera neohumeralis
Lineage: Eukaryota; Metazoa; Arthropoda; Insecta; Diptera; Tephritidae
Product: probable pseudouridine-5'-phosphatase
Exons: 3
Coding region: 260-958 (232 amino acids)
Molecular function (GO): phosphatase activity
Source: RefSeq, a predicted model, not a curated record